ACGGCCAAUAGCCUGGUACUGCGUAAUAUAGGACGAGUACGUGUGGAUAGACAAAUUAACGUUCUAUAAGUUCACCUUUUAUUCCGUCGAAAGUCUAGUCUUUGCCAGAUCAAAAAAUUCACAUGAAUUUUGUACCAGUGAACAUUAUCGAUAAAAACGAUUUUAGCUUAUUUCUACGUACAAGAAUAUGCAAACUGAAUCGUUUUGAAUACAUACGAUUAUAGCUUGCAGCAUAUGAAUGUAAAUGCGUAUAUAUGUGUACGUAUAAACAUUGUUUUUGUAAUCAGCUGACCGCUACAGAGCGAUGCUGUAAGACUAUAAAAGGGUUAUAUACAUGAUCAAAAAUAUGCUACUUAUUAUAUGGUUAUUCUAAUUUCUAAAUACAAACUGCGUUUAUUAUAUUUUACAAACAGUUUUCUUGAGACUUGCCACCUUGCAAGAAUGGGUGUUUAUGGCCUUUGGCGUUUACUUGAUAAAACAGGAAAGCAAGUACCUCUAGAAACACUAGAAGGAAAGAUCUUAGCUAUUGAUAUAUCAAUUUGGAUUCAUCAAGUACUACAAGGAUAUCAGGACCGCUUUGGUAACCCUAAACCUAAUGCUCAUCUCAUUGGUUUAUUUCACAGAAUUUGCAAACUUUUAUAUUAUAAAAUUAAACCAGUUUUUGUUUUUGAUGGAGGUGUGCCAAUGCUUAAGAAGAACACAAUUGCUUUACGGAGGAAACAGAAAUCUAUGGCCAAGAAUAAAGCCCAACAGAUGAGAACAGAAUUAAUAAAUAAUUUGAUAAAGCAUUCUACAGUGAAGACAGCUCUUAAUACAGAAAAACAAAAUACUACAAAUGACUCUCCUGAAAUAGUUAUAAAUUUACAAAGUAAACAGUCCACGGAUGAUAUGUAUAAAUUACCAAAUAUGCCAAGCACCAGUAAAAUGGAAUCAAGUCAAAACGAUGAUUUUAAUUCUGAUUCAUCUGAUGAACCAAGUCCAAGAAAACAAACAAAAUGGAUUGGAAAUAUUCAUAAUGUGGAUGUAACUAGUAAUGAAUUUAAAGCUUUACCAGCUGAUGUGCGUUAUGAAAUUCUAACAGAUCUUAAAGAAACAAGGAAACAAAGCUCAUGGGGCCGUUUGCACGAAAUGCCUGAAGAAUCAAAUGAAUUUUCUGGUUUUCAAAUGAAACGUUUAUUAAAACGGAGAUUUGUACAACAAAGUUUAGAACAUGCAGAGAAAGAAAUGGGAGGAAAAACUCUUACAUUAGACGAGUUAGAAAAAUUAUUAAAAGAACAGGGAAUACCUAUGAAUGUCCAAAAUUAUACUUAUCGUAUCGCUGCAGACAAUACAACAAGAUUAAUAUAUAUUAGUGAUAAAAACGCAUACCAUAAAGACAAUGAUAAUAUCAGUUCAAAUAGCGAGAGCAUACAAAAUAAUGAAAAUAGAAUGGAUGAAAUCACUGUUGGAUCUAGUAAAGCUGUACGAAUUUGCGAUGAUAUAAAUGAAUAUGAACUUAAUGAUGAUUGGGAAAGUGAUGUUGAAAUAACAGAUAUAAAUAAUUUUGAAUUUACGGGAGUAAGUAGUGACACGGAAUCGGAAGUAGAAUCCAAUGAAUCUCAGUUUUUAUCAAAAAAAUAUUUCAAACAAGACACUGCGAAUCCUGCAUUAACGUAUAUGUUGGAAUAUAGUGGAUUAACAGAAAAACAAAUCCUUAGUCUUCUUGAGAAAAAUAACAGAGAAGCUAACAAAGGUGUCGAAAAUGUGUCGAAAAUACCACAAGUCGAUUCACUUGAAGCAGAGCAGAGUGAAAAUAAAAGUAAUUCGUUAAAUGUCGAUCAUUUAAUUUCAGUAUCUGAGAAUAGUAAAGAAGAAACUAACAAAGGUGAUGAAAAUAAGUCGAAAAUAUCACAAGUCGAGUCACUUGGAGCAGAGCAGACUGAAAAUAAAAGUAAUUCGUUAAACGUAGAGCAUUUAAUUUCAGCAUCUGAGAAUAAUACAAAGGAUACAGAACAUGAUAGUACAAACGUUAAAUCAAUCGAUGCGUCAAGAUCGAAAUUAUCAGAAUCAAAUGCUAAUACAAACAUACCUUCUAUUAAAGCAGCAAAUAUUUCAAAUAAGACACAAGUUGGAUUGAAAAAUACAAUAACAGUUAGUUCGGACUCGGACACAGAUGACUUUUUAGAAAUAGAAGAUGUACCGAUACCAAACAUAGCUACCGCUACCAAUAAAUAUGUUCCACAAAAUAUUCAAAUAACUUUUAAAUCCGACGAAAAAGUGGAGGAUGAUAUGUUUGCCGAUGUAUUUGAAAGGCACGAUAAUGAAUUAAAUGCAGAUUCUGUACCAUCAUCGAAAAUAUUUUAUGAUCAAGAAAUGUCAAAAAACAAACAAACUUCCAAAGAAACAGUAGCAGAUUCAAUAAAAGACCAAGUCGAUAAGAAAUUAUUCAAUUUAAGAGAAACUAAUGAUAUCAAUGUACCAUCUAUCGAUGUCGAUUCGGAUACUUUAAAUACGAAUGUACCAUUAAAAGAAAGUCAAAUGAGAAACGAAAUUAACAUUGAAAAUAUAACUCUUUCUCUCAAAGAUACUACAGAAGCUGCAAAUAUUAAAGAUAAUACAAGUAACGGAGUGACCAAUCGUACGAAAAGAAUAAGUCCUAUACCUAUGAACGAAGACGAAUUACUAUCGUUACAAGCAGAAUUAGAGGAGAAGCAAACGGCAUUAAUGGCAAAUAUUGGUAAAUUAGAAAGACAAGGUAUCGAUAUUUCUGACCAAAUACGAAUCGAAGCUCAGGAAUUGUUACGAUUAUUUGGAAUACCAUAUGUUGUAGCACCUAUGGAAGCAGAAGCGCAAUGCGCAUACUUAGAACAAAUUCAUCUUGUUGACGGUACGAUUACAGAUGAUUCAGAUAUUUGGCUGUUUGGCGGACAAUGCGUCUAUAAAAAUUUUUUCGACAACAACAAAAAGGUUCUUGAAUUUCGUUCCUGUGAUAUACAAUAUUAUUUUAAAUUAACGAGGAACGAAAUGAUACGACUUGCCCUCUUGGUCGGUAGCGAUUAUACAACAGGUUUACCUGGCAUUGGUCCUGUUACUGCCUUAGAAAUAUUAGCGGCAUUCCCUUCAGAAAACGAAAAUUUAUUGCAAGGUUUAACGAAUUUUUGUUCUUGGAUUGAAAAUGGUAAAACCGCUGGUCCUGGAAAAACAAGUCUGCGAAACAAGUUACAAAACUUAAAAAUUCAAAAAGGCUUCCCGAGUCAAGCUGUUGUUCAAGCAUAUCUUUCGCCUAAAGUGGAUGAAUCAAAAGAGACUUUUACUUGGGGUAAACCUAAUAUUAUACUUCUAGCUGAUUAUGCAAAACGGAAAUUUGGUUGGGACAAAAAUAAAUAUGAUAAAAUUAUAGCACCAGUAUUGAAAAGAUUAGAAGAAAAGCAAAUUCAAAAUAAAAUAAGUGCGUAUUUUAAAUUACAAACCGUUCCGAAAUCAAUUGAAAUGAAUUUAAGUAAACGAGUUCAGAAGGCUGUGCAAAGAUUAAACAAUGAAAAUGAGGAAGAUAGUACAAAUGUAGAAAAUAUACAACAAUCAAUUAAAAAAAAGAAAUCUUCGGAUGGAAGCCAAAAGAAAAGAACAGAAUUGAAAAAUGAUGGAUCUGUAAUUGAUUGUACUAAAUCUAAAGUUUUUAUUCAUAACGAGAAAAAUGUCGAUGAAUAUAUACCACAAAGAGAAAAUGAUAAAGCAAACGCCUUGAAAAAUAAAUUGCAUGCAAUCGAAGUACUUCGAAAAUCGAAACAAGGGUUAUGUAAAACGAAAAAAAUAAAGCGUUAUGUAAGAAAAGUGAAGAAAGAAGCCGAACUUUCAGAAAGUGAUAGUGAUAGCUCGUAAUAUUAUUUAAUGUAAUUUAAAACAAAUUAAUGAAAUAAUUAAAUUGAUGUAAAUAAAU
Messenger RNA from Frieseomelitta varia, 3916 nucleotides. It is a transcript of the gene mus201, whose product is annotated as DNA excision repair protein ERCC-5. Gene Ontology annotation, molecular function: DNA endonuclease activity; single-stranded DNA binding. The record is from RefSeq and is a predicted model, not a curated record. The transcript is spliced from 12 exons. Gene Ontology annotation, cellular component: nucleus. Gene Ontology annotation, biological process: nucleotide-excision repair. NCBI's taxonomy places the organism in Eukaryota, Metazoa, Arthropoda, Insecta, Hymenoptera, Apidae. The coding region runs from base 361 to 3858 and encodes 1165 amino acids.